Nezara viridula (southern green stink bug) is the source of this 1658-nucleotide messenger RNA. Lineage: Eukaryota; Metazoa; Arthropoda; Insecta; Hemiptera; Pentatomidae. The record is from the annotation of a GenBank genome assembly.
AGGGGUUGAUACGAUAUGAGCUUGAAGUAACUAUCUGCUUACGAUGGUUGAUUAUUUCAUAUACGAUAUUAAUAAAAACGAAAUAACUCCUCGUAUCUAUAAAUUGGAAUUUUCGGUUGUUUAACGAAGUGGUGUACUGAUUUUGAUAAGAAGUAUACUAGGUGUAAAUCGUCAAAUAAGACGGCAGAAAAAACAACACUGCCUAUCAACUGAAGUGUUUGUGUUUUUGUUUAGGUGAAGGUUAUAAUUCAGGAUUCCAAGAUGUCAUUUAUGCAUAGAACUUUACUUACUUCGAAAUUACCACCAAAAUCCAGUAGUCAACCAAGGAGAAGAGGUAAACAUGACUUUACACCUGUAUCAUGGAAAAAAUAUUUUGAAAAUAAAAGAGAUGUAGUUAUCAAUGGAAAUAGCUUUAGGAUCUAUACUAGUGGAGAUAAAGGUCCCUUGUUGGUAUUUCUUCAUGGUGGAGGAUUUUCAGCUCUUUCCUGGGCUCUAUUAAGUUCAAUGCUGUGUGAAAUGGUGGAAUGUCAAAUAUUGGCGAUGGACCUUCGAGGGCAUGGAGAUACGAUCACCCAAAAUGAUGAAGACCUUUCAAUUGAAACACUCUCAAGUGAUGUUGUUGAUGUCAUUAACCAUGUUCAUGCAGAAAUGCGCCCAGUUAUACUGAUUGGACACAGCUUAGGUGGGAGUAUAGCUGUUCAUGCCGCGCAUAAUUCAAAUCUUUCCUCUCUGAAUGGUAUUGUUGUAAUAGAUGUCGUCGAAGGGACAGCUUUAGGUGCUCUUUCAUCAAUGCAAAGUAUUCUUAGAGGAAGACCUCAAAGCUUUAACUCUAUUGAAGACGCUAUAAAAUGGAGUGUUCAGAGUGGCCAGUUGAAAAAUAUUGAAUCAGCGAAGAUAUCAAUGCCCGGACAGCUAAAAAAUUCUAAAACUAACAAACCUGCAACUACUGAACUAGAAAAUGAAAUCGUUGAAGGAUCUUUGUCCGAGUUGCCUCAUCCUCGGUCAAAUGUUGAAAGUAUCGCUGAAGAUGAAGAAGCAACCUUUAAACCACCUGAUGUGUCAAAUGGUAAAUACUCAUGGAGGAUUGAUCUUAGAUCAACCGAGAACCAUUGGCCUGGGUGGUUUCAAGGUCUUUCCAAGUUGUUUCUUUCUACGAACGUUCAAAAACUCUUAUUGCUGGCUAGCCUAGAUCGGUUAGACACUGAUUUAACUGUUGCUCACAUGCAAGGAAAAUUUGAGGUGCAUGCUUUUGAGCAAAGUCGAGGCCACUGUGGCCACGUCAUCCACGAAGAUAUACCUGAUGCAGUAGCUGAAGUUUUCUCUACUUAUCUUGUUAGGAAUAAAUUCGCCCAACCCAAGAGUAACUUUGAAGUAGGGUCUAUGCCCUGCUGUUAAAAACAAAUUCUUAUUCAUCACUCAUCUGUGCUCAUCAUUACUGUAAAUUAAUUUUAUUUAUUUGAUUAAAACAAGCAAAGAAAUUUACAUACUAUAAUAUAUUUAUUAUCCUGAUAAAUUUCCGUCUCGAAAACAUGUGAAGUAUUAGAAAUUGUGAUUUUAGUUUUAUAUUUAUGUCAAUAACAAAUACAUAAUGCAAUAGUUGUACUCAAUUUUUAACUUUAAGAAUAAUAAUUAUUAUUAUUUUGUUAAUUGAGCAUUCA